UGAGAAUGACGUCAUCGCUCGGACCGAGCCGUGACCUGCUGCUCUGUCUAUGCUAGGGGUCCGUACAACAGAUGUUCGGCAAACAGUAGAGUAAAACACCCGUUAUUUAUUAAAUGUAAAGUAUUACAUUGCAAUGCUUUUGUCAUCAUUGCCGCGAUACUCGCGAGAGGCGUUCGGUAUUUAGUAGCGCAUGUUUAUAAUUUAAGUUUACCCUAGCUAGCAGGUUAGCUAACUUAAGCUUGUUUUCCAGCUAACCAAAAGUGAAAGGGAAGUCGGAGCUGCAUGGUUGCACGCUUGCCGAGUUGAUCUCUAAAUAAACUCAACUGAGGUAUCAACACUAAAAAGUCUACAUAUGGUUGCUUCUGGGUUUAGUAGCAGCUUGACUCUCCACAUCAUGGCCUCCUGAGAUCUCCAGGCUUCAGCGGCUCAUCAGGUCGCUUGGGUGUUGAUUUGGACCCGAGGUCACCGUCCAGACUACAACCUGUCUGACCUCCCAAGCAGAGGGAGCGAGCAGAUGGGGAACUGUUGCUGUCGCACUGAGAGUCCCUGUGGCAGCGCGGAGGAAACGAGCGGUUUGCUGAAUGAUGACUCCAAGGCCACAGUGCCCACAGGAGACACAGCUAUUGGGGGUGCCUGUGGUCCUGAAGGAGAUGACAACAUCAAGAAAAUGCUUGAUGAGCAAAGUUUAAAGCCGAAAGCGGCUCUGAAGGCGAAGCAGAGUGCUGAAGUUGUGGAGAAAGAGCCCAAUAACACUCAGGAGAAUGGAGCCUUGCAGAAAGAGGUCAUACAAAAAGCAACACCCUCUCCAAGAAAAAGCUCUAAACUAAAGGAAAAGUCCGCCACAGUAACAGAUGAAGUUAUAAAGGACAGUCCUGCAGAACCCCUGCAAUGCACUUUUGUCCCUCCGCAGAGAGACCCUGCCUCAGCGGAAUGGGAUUUUCUUACAGCAAGAAAUGCGGCACCAGAAGAAGAAAAUCCAGCCUCAGCGCAGGACAAAUUCCCUGACAGCAGCUCACUAAUAAAUGAUGCGCUCUGCCCUGAGAACCACACAACAGGGCACAUCACAUUAGACAUUACUCAAGAUAAUGGAGAAGAAGCAGGCUCCAUCGUCACUACUGAAAGCAGCGCUGUAGCAGAGCCAUCGGAGGAGUCGUCUCCACACAAUGAAGUUCUAUCCGUGCCAAACCCUCAGCCCACUGCAGCGGCUGGUCAGAUGCCGUCCAUCUCUGCGGUCCGCCAGGAGGAUGACAAAGAGUCGGCGAGCUGUGCUCUGCUGGAAGACCCAGAGACCAGGAGCUCUUCAGUGUGCGAGGAGGCGGGACCUGAAGACAUAAACAGCCAUGCUGCCUGUGAGUCCUCUCCUGGAUCAGAGUCCGACGGACGGAACCACAGCGAUGAGGAGCCAGAGGCCGCCAGCUGUGUCAGGGAGCCAGAGACCUCAGCACCGGCAGACGCCAGCGGCAGUUUAAAUGCCGAUCAGGAUGCACAGGCAGACCUUGAAUGCUCAAAGGAGGUCCCUUCCUUGGAGAACUUCGAAAAGGAUGUUGAGGAGGACACGUUGCUGAAAGGACAGGACGAAAAUGAAGAUGUUUUCAAAGUGAAGGAGGAGGAGGAUGGGAUGAAGGUGGAAGACGCUCAGACAGAGGCUGAGACUGAGGCCAGGGAAGAUGCUGAGAACCAGGAGGUAACAGGAGAAGAGACGCAGCUGGCAGAAAGCUCCUCAGCUGAUGUGAAGGCCGAGGAUGAGACACUUGUCCCACAGAAGGAGGACUCUGCUGAAGACGGCCUGGGGACCAGUGAAGAAGACCUGUACAGAGGAGCCGAGGAGCUGUCAGAAUCACAGGAAAAUGAACCGGAAAGUACACUUUUGAAGGUGGAGGACAGGUGCAGUUUGGCCCCGGCGGUGGAUAUUCUGUCGUACAGCGAGAGAGAGUGGAAAGGAAACACUGCCAAAAGCGCUCUCAUCAAAAAGGGUUACAAGGAAAUGUCCCAGAAGUUCGUCAGCGUGAGGAGAGUAAGGGGAGACAACUACUGCGCCCUCAGAGCCACCCUGUUCCAGGUGCUGUCCCACAGCACCCAGCUGCCCGAGUGGCUGCAGGACGAGGACGUUCAUAUGCUGCCGGAGCGCCUUGAGGCCCAGGAAGGUCUGAUAAGCCAGUGGAGAUUUCCUGGAGACUGCCUGCAGGGAGUCGGGGCGGGGGAUGCCAUCCUUCAGCUAAAAGGCUACAUGGAGCUUCUGCGGGAUAAGUGGCAGGCAGCCGCGGACUGCCCCUCUGCUGUGGACCGGCAGCAGCUUUGCGAGCGGGUGUUUCAGGGCGGAGAAGAGGAACUGGGGCUGAUGGAGGCGCUGAAGCUGCUGAUGCUGGGCCGAGCGGUGGAGCUGCACGGCUGCAUGCAGGGCGGAGGAGACGUCCCGCUCUUCUGCUGGCUGCUGUUCGCCCGGGACUCAUCCGACUGCCCACGCUCCUUCCUCUGCAACCACCUCAGGCACGUGGGCCUCAGCGCCGGGCUGGAGCAGGUGGAGAUGUUCCUGCUGGGCUACGCCUUGCACUGCACCAUUCACGUUUACAGGCUGUACAAGGCCGACACGGAGGAGUUUGUCACCUACUACCCAGACGACCACAAGGACGACUGGCCGUGCGUGUGCCUCGUCACAGAGGACGACCGCCACUACAACGUGCCAGUUAAGGAAACUGCGGAAGAACUAGACAAGCCGCUCAACUCGAGCUGAUCGCCGCUGCAGAGAAAUCUCCUGCCAUACAAACAAAGCACUCCUCAGGUCGAUCCACAUUAUUACAUUUGCGCCAAUCAAAGAAAUAGUUUGACAUAUUGGGACGUGUUUUUUUCUUUGCUGAGAGACGACAGAUCAAUACCACUCGUCAUGUCUGUUAAUUAUGAAGCUACAGCAAGCAGCAGAUUAGCCUAGCUUAGCAUAAAGACUGCAAACAGUUGGAAACAGAUAUCCUGGUUCUGUCUGAAGAGUCUUAGUGCUAAGCUAACUAGCUGCUUGCUAGAGUUUCAAAUUAGACAAAAAGACUGGUAUCAAUCUUUAUACUUAACUCUCAGCCGGAAAGCAUGUACGUGUUUUUUUCUCCCAAUGUGUCGCUCUAUUCCUUUAAAAAAAUAUGCUGAUUUGAGACCCUGUGCAAGAUGUGGUUUACACACGUUUUGUACACACUGUACUGUAUACAGAGUUUUCUAUUUGUGUACAUAUCUGUGCAUCUAAUUUUGCGGGAUCAUCUCCGUUAGGUCCAAAUUAGUUUGCAGGGUGUCAUUUUGACUUUCAGGUGGGGGGGUUUAAAAAAACAAAACGAUUUUGGGAGCAACCCAUUUUUUUCUCUGUUGAAUUUUGACACAACAGAGCUGCUAAAAGCGGCAACAUGAUUAGAUGGAUGGGGUUUACACUGGAAUUUGGGCACUUUAGUUGCAUAUUAAUUUAUUAUUUUUCCAUUUUGAACUGAGUGAAUUAGUCAAAGAGCGUUUGAUGACUUAUCAGGUUUAACAACAGCUCACGCCCGAUUGGAGGAUUUAUAGGAAUAUUUAUCACGACCUCUGCGUCAGGAAGUGAUUUGUGAUGGUCUGUGUGUGUGUGCGCGUGUGUGUGUGUGUGUGUGCGUGUGUGUGUGUGUGUGUGUGUGUGUGUGUGUGUGUGUGUGUGCGUGUGUGUGUGUGUGUGUGUGUGUGUCAAACUAAAUGUGUAACAUGUUGCCUUUUAACCAAGCUGUUCUGUAGGGGAAAACGUGCCAAAGUUGCUGCAAAUACUGGCCACAGUCCCAACCACCAGCCACUGGAUUCAGUAGUGAAGCUUGCUUGGUCCUCCAUGUUGCCUUAGGAAUAAUGCACAAUAAGAAUGAAUGUUGGUAUCAGUGAUAAGAGGCCAUUUUCUUGCCCUUAUUCCAGAGCAGGUGAAGGGGAUCUGUUUGCAGUAAACAUUGAAUAUGCCAUUUUGCAGGAAUGUUUUCUCUGUUUAUGGAUGGCUUUUAGAUUCAACUAAAGUACAAUUUUUGUAAAAGUCUUUCUUCCUCCUUAUGAUUUAAUCAGCUUGUUAAAGCCUUGCCUAAUUUUGUGAGAAUUUUGAUUGGAAUUUGAACCGUACAGAAAAUGACAUUCAGUUUGUUUGGGGUCUCAGACUCCUUCUGUAUAUCAUGGUUGAAUACAAUGAAUUUUCCUAAGCUCUAAAACUG
Molecule: messenger RNA, 4184 nt
Organism: Eleginops maclovinus (Patagonian blennie)
Lineage: Eukaryota; Metazoa; Chordata; Actinopteri; Perciformes; Eleginopidae
Exons: 11
Coding region: 515-2731 (738 amino acids)
Biological process (GO): protein linear deubiquitination
Cellular component (GO): cytoplasm
Molecular function (GO): cysteine-type deubiquitinase activity
Source: RefSeq, a predicted model, not a curated record